Phytophthora infestans T30-4 is the source of this 222-nucleotide messenger RNA. RefSeq lists its product as uncharacterized. Bases 1 to 222 code for a protein of 73 amino acids. The transcript has 2 exons. Lineage: Eukaryota; Oomycota; Peronosporomycetes; Peronosporales; Peronosporaceae. The record is from RefSeq and is a predicted model, not a curated record.
AUGCAGCAGCUUUUUGGUCCGUUCCUUGUAUUGGGUUCUCCGCAGAAAUCUUGUACGCGCGAGCCAGAGCUUCGUCCUCCUGAGCACACCACUUCCGACCUCCCCAUGGCGCCUGCGAUUUUUCGCUUUGUGCCAUGUCUGGCAGAGAUCAACUGCUUCGCUUUCACCCUGCAGCCUGCAGUGCAGGUGCGCGAUGUGCUGCAUCAACCGAAAAUGGACUAG